GUUUUAUCUGAGGUGAAAUUAAAUACAAAUGACAAAUGUUUGCGAAUUAUCCGACUGGAACAUACAUGAUAUGGUGCAUAUUAUGUAUAAACAAACUAGUUGCUAUUUAGUACAUUAAUCCGGUAAACCAUAAAAUAAUGGCCAGUGCAAUCGACUUAUCCGAUAACCAAGAAGCUCAAAAAUUCGCCGAAGUAGAACUAAACGAAACGGACGAAUCUAGGACCAGUGCCUUGGAGGAGCUUAAACGAUGGUUACAAGAAGAAGAACCUCAACUACAUGCUCGAUUAGAAGACCAGUAUUUGUUGGCGUUUUUGAGAGGGUCUAAGUUCGACAUGGAAAAAGCAAAGAAGAAAGUAAAGAAUUAUUAUACAAUGAGGAGGGAUGUUCCCGAAUGGUUUUCGAAUAGGAAUCCAGAGUUGAAUGUCCUGCAAGAAUUGAUCAAAUUGGGGUGUUUUGUGCCAUUAAAAGAGAAGCAAGAUAACAGAAUAGUUGUAAUUGUCCGAACAGCCGUCCAUAACCCAAGCAUACACACCCAGGAUGACGUCUUUAAAGCCGGCACCAUGAUGAUGGAUGUAGCUGCUAUGGAAAACGUUAUUUCUGCACACCUUUACGGAGUAACUGCUAUUUUUGACAUGGCUGGAGAGAGUGUUUCCCAUAUUAAACAAUUGACGCCCGGUAUAGUUAGAAAAGCUGUGAAUUGUUGGCAGAAUUAUCACAUCAGGCCCAAGCAUCUUGAGUUCAUCAAUGCACCGACCUCCGUACACGUUGUUAUAUCCAUAUUCAAAAGCUUCAUGAACAGUAAACUAAAAGAAAGAGUCAGGACCCACUUGCCAGGCCAACUGGAAGAUUUGUACACUGUGGUAGACCCCAAAAUUCUUCCUCCGGAAUACGGCGGUCAGGGGGAGACGAUGCAAGAGCUUAUUGACUAUUGGAACGACAAAUAUAUUAGCUACAAAUCAUGGUUCCUUGACGACGAACAAUACAAGGCUGACUGAUUAUUUUAUAUUUUUUAAAUUAUAUUUUAAAUGUUCAAAAGUGUUUUAAAUAUACAAAUAGUUUUACUUUU
Diabrotica balteata is the source of this 1066-nucleotide messenger RNA. The record is from the annotation of a GenBank genome assembly. Lineage: Eukaryota; Metazoa; Arthropoda; Insecta; Coleoptera; Chrysomelidae.